Messenger RNA from Daldinia decipiens, 2063 nucleotides. RefSeq lists its product as uncharacterized. Gene Ontology annotation, cellular component: cellular bud neck; plasma membrane. The coding region runs from base 302 to 1813 and encodes 503 amino acids. NCBI's taxonomy places the organism in Eukaryota, Fungi, Ascomycota, Sordariomycetes, Xylariales, Hypoxylaceae. The record is from RefSeq and is a predicted model, not a curated record. The transcript has 2 exons.
AAAACACAUACAUCGAAACGACGAAGUUGCGGGCCGAAUUUUAGUUACGCGUGGAUUCAAAUCGAGUGAUUCACGAGCUGAGGAGACGGUAUUUUGGUAGUUUGCGUUAUAUUUGCGGCUGGACGAGGUGCUACUUCCACGGGUUGGGGAACAUACGACUCAUACUACUAUUUCGUACCAUGGAUCUUUAGAAACCGACGUUUCUUAAUCCGAUUAUUUUUUACGAAUAAACGUAAACUUUACUCUGAUAUUUAUUCUUUUCAACACCACCCGGCAGAGGUGGAUAUUGGAGGAUUACGCAAUGCCGCACGUCGGCAUUCUAAUGGAGCGUAGUCUCCAAGAACGCAGCCUUAGGGAUGCGUUCGCGGAUCUCUUCGCGCGAAGCGCUGUCGCUGCGCUGGGCAAACGGCAAUCUCUUGAGUCGCUUACGGGCGGAAGUUCUGACCCCAGGGUUGCCUUCUCCAGUUGGGAUAACUGUAUGCAGGCUAAUAUCUGCAAGUGGCCGGCAAUUGCCGUGAUCAUUAUCGGUGGUCUCAUCAUUUUCUCUGUCGUUUGGUGUAUCGCGCGAUGUCUCUGCUGUGGACUUUCGUGCUGUUGCGAAUGUUGCUACUGUCUAAAAUGCUGCGGUGAAUGUUGCGGGUGCUGUGAUCCCCCUAAAGGGAAACGGAGUAAGUAUCUUGACGAACCAUUCGUUCCACCGCACCAUGAACAGAACCAGGCCUAUCGCUCGCAAGCGCCGAUGACACCAGCAUUACACAGAACACCUUCACCUUCUGUGCCUCAGUAUGCUGUAUUUGAUGACGGCGACAAGAAGGAUGCAGACGCAUUACCUGCGAUGCCAAGCUGGGAGGGCGCGAAAUCACAGAAGGUUCUGAUUGAGGAAGAAUCCGUCGAGAUGGAACCAUUGAAGAAACCAGAGAAUGUCCAGAACAAUAAUUCUUUCCCUAUGAGCAACUUACCGCCGCAUACGACUACCCCAAGCCCAGUUUCUCCCGACAAUAGAAGCCCCUACGGACCACCACCAGCACAGGGCGGUCCUAAUGGGUAUAUGACAGCAGCACGAGCUGGUCCAGAUCCAUAUUCUACCAAUGGACAAGGCUACGACAACUAUAACGGUUACAAUGGAUAUGGACAGGCUCCCCAAGAAAAUAUGAACCAGGGAUAUGGCAUGGCAGCUGGAGCAAUGAGGACCCAAACACCUCACCGUGACUAUAAUAACGGUAGUGGAAGAGGUGGAGCUGAGCAAGGAUAUCCCCAAUCGCGAUCUCCGAGACCCUACAACGACGAGUACGGCCGCAGUGCUAGUCCUGCGUCGUACGGUGCCCCGCCUAGCUACCGUACUGCGCCGAGCAAUAACGGAUACGGCAAUCCCUCGCGAAUGGCGUCGCCAGGCCCACAAGCAGGUUAUGGCUACGGUAAUGGUAAUGGCAAUGGCAACGGCAACGGAGCUCCAUCUCGUAUGCGCACUCCCGGUCCCCAGCCAGGCUACGAUUACCCCCAGAGGUCACAAACACAAACACCCAACAGUUACAACCGCCAAUAUCCCCCGGCACCCCAACGACAAUAUUCAAGCGACUCUACCCGACCGCUAGUACAGCCGGCGCAAGACUCGUACUUCGAUGAGCAAGGACAGCGAUCGCCCAUCCAGAACAACAGCGGCUUCGACUUCAACUCUGGCUACAGCCGCUCUGAAGCUCCUCCUUCGCAAACACAGACGCAGACGCAGGCCGCAAACGGAGGAACUGCUUACCCCGGUUACCGCACAUAUCGACCCCAAGGGCAGCCCCAGCAGGAUAACUGGAACGGAGUAUAAACACGAUCAUCGUCAUGGAGUUAGUUCUGCUCGUUAAGGUGUACCAAAAUAAAACCAAUUAUAGGAGAUCCGACUAAUACACGAAUCGGACGGGCAUACGCGGCGAUCUGACGGAUUUUGUAUUCAGUGACAAAGAAGGCGUUUCGGGAAAGGGGGAGGACGAUCAUCUGCAUAGCAUGAUGGAAUUCAUAUAUAGAGGUUUGCCGAUGCUUUUGCGAUUUGCAAUUGCGGUUGAAUACCAAAAUUCCCC